AUGUAAAAACUAAAUAGUUUUAAUUUUUUUCAUUAAAAAGAGGUAAGAGAAAGAACUUUAAAAAAUUUAUGCUCAAGCUUGCAUAAAUUUAUUUAAAAAAAAUAUUAAUUUAUAAAUAAAAUAUUUUUAUUUUAAAAUGAGUAGGAAAUCACACAGAAAGAAUCAAAUACCUCUUCUUUUAUAUUCUUUUUAUUUCUAGCAAUUAUUUUGGCUACUCCUAAAAUAGUUAAUCAUAUGAUAUCAACUCUUUAUCUUUUGUAAAUGAUUUAAUAUCUAAAUAAUUAUUAAUCAAUUUUUAUCUUUAAGCAAAUAAUAAUGUUCUAAACCUUUCGAUUAAUAAUAAUUUUAUACAUAAGUCACGUAUGUAAUAAAAUUUAAUAACAAUUUAGAAAUAAAAAAAAGGGAUUAUUAAAAUAUAUCCCCAAUAUUAGUAAAAUUAUGGAUUAUAUACAAUUCUCAAAAUAUAUUGUAAAUUGUAAACAUAUGGAUUUAAAACAGCACUAAAAAUAUUAUUUAAAGAAUCUCCAAAUGAGUUUUCUUGUAAUUUUAUGAGAAAUGAAUUAGUUUUAUAUAUUAAUACUUUUGGAAAUAUAUUGAGUUCUUUCAUGAUUUAAUGUAUGAGAAAAGCGCAUAAUAUCAUUUUAAUUUAAUAUUAUCAAUUGCAAUUAUUUGAGUAGUCUUAAUAUUGCUUAUGA
Paramecium pentaurelia is the source of this 695-nucleotide messenger RNA. The record is from the annotation of a GenBank genome assembly. NCBI's taxonomy places the organism in Eukaryota, Ciliophora, Oligohymenophorea, Peniculida, Parameciidae.